This is a messenger RNA of Saccoglossus kowalevskii, 3956 nucleotides long. Its product is annotated as Sin3A-like transcriptional regulator. Gene Ontology annotation, cellular component: chromatin; Sin3-type complex. Lineage: Eukaryota; Metazoa; Hemichordata; Enteropneusta; Harrimaniidae. The record is from RefSeq and is a predicted model, not a curated record. Gene Ontology annotation, molecular function: transcription corepressor activity. Gene Ontology annotation, biological process: negative regulation of transcription by RNA polymerase II.
UGGUUGUAGGUGUCUGAUAUCUGAUAGGUUGACUGUGGUCACCUGAUCAUAUUAUCAUGAGCACCAUGAAACGUGCGUUAGAGAACCAAGAAAACGUCUUUCAGCCUCGCCGUGUACAAGGACCAGAAACGUACAGCCACCGUGUAUUAGCUCCGGCACCGCCGACAGUUUACGAAGGAGUUGCAGAGAGCAUGUCAACCAGUUUACAGUUCCCGGCAGUACCUGGAUAUCAGGUUGCACCAGUGAAUCAAGGAGGUGGCCCUCCCCACAGUAAUGUACAUCUUCCUCAUCCGCACCAUGCUGCCCAAACGCAGGCUCAGGCACAGGCCCAGGCACAAGCGCAGGCUCAAGCACAAGCUCAUCAACAACAGUCGGUUCAUCAAGCUCAUGCUCAUGCACAGAUACUAUCUCAGGCUCACGCUGCCCAGGUUCAAGGUCAACAGCAGCAGUUUCAGAGACUAAAAGUGGAAGACGCGUUGUCGUACUUGGAUCAGGUCAAGUUACAGUUCGGUAACCAACCCCAGGUGUACAACGAUUUCCUGGACAUUAUGAAGGAGUUUAAAUCACAGAGUAUUGACACUCCCGGUGUGAUAAAUCGGGUUUCGAAUCUCUUCAAAGGUCAUCCCGACCUCAUCGUUGGCUUUAACACGUUUCUACCGCCGGGAUACAAAAUCGAGGUGCAGGCCAAUGAUAUGAACCAAGUGAACGUUAGUAUACCCGGUCAGACCCAUCCCAACACUAUAACUAUGCAUCUAACGCCCCCUCUACCGCAGGCCCAAGUCACUCAGCCAGCCCAACAACCAUCGCAACAAGUGCCACCCCCAUCACAGCAACCACAGCCUGCUACACCGCAGCAGCAGCCACCGCUGCAAACUCCGACAACGCCGCAGACGCAACCUACCUCUGGAGUGAAGCCGCCGACACCGCAUCACUCUGUCACAUCAAGCAUUUCAAAUCAACAUCCACCGCAACCAGCGUCGGCACAGCAACAUGCGUCAUCAGGGCAAAGUUUCCCCCAGCAACCGUCGUCACAGCAACAAGCAACGCCACAGCCUGUACAAUCAUCACCGCAGCAUAACUCUCAGACCCCUUCUCAGCAAGUCAGUCAACCUGUGGAGUUCAACCAUGCAAUCAACUACGUUAAUAAAAUAAAGAAUCGAUUCCAAGGUCAGCCUGACAUCUACAAAGCGUUUCUGGAGAUACUUCACACGUACCAGAAAGAACAGCGGAAUGUCAAGGAGUCCGGUGGCUGUUAUCAACCGAGCCUAUCAGAGGCUGAGGUCUAUGCCCAGGUAGCUAAGCUGUUUCAAAACCAAGAAGACCUCCUACAAGAGUUUGGACAGUUUUUGCCGGAUGCAAACAGUGCCCAGGCUACAACCAACUUUAUGCAGGAGCUGAAACACCGGCCGCCUGGAGUGACCAAUGAUCACAGUUCAACAGUCAAGAAACCUGGCAUGUCGAGUAAAAGUAAUAAUAAAAGUUCCCAUCCAAAGAGAGCAAUGUCUGGUCAACCGGGUGCCCCUCAGAAGAAAAAACGUUCUGUUAAAGACCCGUCACUGUCUGAUUCCAGUAAGCAUGGAAGCCUGAGUGAGUUUGCAUUUUUUGACAAGGUACGCAAAGCCUUAAAGAGCCAAGAAGUCUACGAGAAUUUUCUGCGUUGUUUGGUUCUGUUUAACCAAGAAGUGAUUUCUAGAGCUGAAUUAGUCCAGAUUGCCACGCCAUUCCUAGGAAAAUUCCCAGAAUUGUUCAAAUGGUUUAAAGAAUUCCUUGGAUACAAGGAAAGUGAUCGGAUAGAGCCGCCUCCACAGACAAAAGAACGAACAAGUAGCGAACUCGCUAUGGAGAUCGAUUUCUCAUCAUGUAAGCGGUACGGUGCCAGCUAUCGAGCACUGCCUAAGAGUUACACACAGCCUAAGUGCACUGGCAGAACACCGCUAUGUAAAGAGGUGUUGAACGACACAUGGGUUUCGUUCCCAUCCUGGUCAGAAGACUCUCAAUUUGUGACGUCUAAAAAGACGCAAUACGAAGAGCAUAUUUACAGAUGCGAAGAUGAGCGAUUUGAGUUGGAUAUCGUCUUGGAAACCAACCUUCAGACAAUCAGAGUCCUGGAAGGCGUACAGAAAAAACUAUCACGCAUGUCCUCUGAAGAAGCCGCUAAAUUUCGUCUUGACAACAGUCUAGGCGGUACCACGGAAGUCAUACACAGGAAGGCGAUACACAGGAUAUAUGGGGAUAAAUCAUCUGAUAUCAUCGAAGGACUGAAGAAGAACCCUGCCGUAGCCGUACCUUUAGUCUUGAGGAGGUUAAAAGCUAAAGAAGAAGAAUGGAGGGAAGCUCAGCGAGGGUUCAACAAAAUCUGGCGAGAUCAGAAUGAAAAAUAUUAUCUGAAAUCGUUAGACCAUCAAGGUAUUAAUUUUAAACAGACAGACACUAAAGCAUUGAGGUCAAAAAGUCUAUUGAAUGAAAUAGAAACUGUCUUUGAUGAGAGACAAGAGUCAGCUGAGGGAAAUGGAGAUUAUGCGGGUUCUCAUUUGUCGUAUAUAUUCCAUGAUAAGGCGAUACUGGAGGAUGCGGCAUCACUUAUUAUUCACCACGUCAAAAGACAAACAAGUUAUUCAAAGUGGGAAUGUAACUUUGCAAUAUUCGUGGCUAAGAAAUGUUGGUUGCGACCGCCGAAUGACCCUGAACCAGAAGAAUAUUACUCUACAUUUCUUGAGAUGGUUCGUAAUUUAUUGGACGGCAAUCUUGAAAGCACGGUGUACGAAGAUCAGAUGAGAGAAAUGUUUGGUAUUCACGCGUAUAUAUCUUUCACGGUGGACAAAGUGGUACAGAACUCAGUCAGACAGUUGCAGCACAUUGUAGCCGAAGAUCUGAACAUACAAAUAAUGGAACUAUACAUCUCAGAAAAAAAAGUUGGCGGUUCGGGUGGAAGUCGCGCCAGUCAGGCGGCUAGAGCCGCAGCGGAAGCAGCCUAUCAGAGAAAAGUGGAACAAAUACUAUCAGAUGACCAAAAUGUUUUCAAAAUAAAUUAUUAUAAAUGCGAGAGUAAACUGACGCUAGAACUCUUAGAUACAGACGAAGACCAUAGCGAUGACCCUGUAGAGGUUGAGAAGUGGUCAGAUUACGUCGAGAGGUUCGUUGGUAACGAUAACACAACCCCAGAAUUAAGAGAGUCAUUGUCUCGGAAGCCGGUCUUUCUGCCAAGGAAUGUACGGAGAGGUCGUCAACAGAAAGCGGGAAGUGACACAGACUCGGCUUGUGAGGAGAACAUAGAGAAGGAGAAGAAAGAAGUACGAAAAGAAAACAGAAUCCGAUCCGGAGACGACGGAAAAGGAUAAGAAGGAGAAGGAAGAGCAUUGGAUGGGGUGGAGAUGGCAAGCAAUAUGGAAUGUAAAUUUAAUUUGAAUUCUUACAAAAUGGUGUAUGUGGUAAAUUCAGAAGACUACAUGUACAGGAGAUCAGCUCUUAAAAAGGCCAGAGAGUCGCAUCCAGUGAUAUCAACAAAGCUCCACAAAAGAUUUCGCCGCUGGCUCACAAACUGGGAAGUCGGUAAUAUCUCAGAGGAUCAACGGUCGUCCUGUAGCGACUGGUUGCUUGGCAACGUGGACGACAUGAAAGUGUGCGAGACAACAAAGACCCACGUGAAGACGGACUGUUUGGACUAUCAUCGCUAUUGCGUUGUAUACAAACCUUUGGUUGAAUCGUAAUCCUCACUCAUUUAUUUUACUGUUACUAUAGAUACGAGUUGCUAUGACAACCUAAUGCGGCCACUGUGAGAAUGUGCUGUAAUCCAGUGUCGGAACAUAGCCCUAAUAUAUUGCAGUCAGUGGACACAUGGUAUUUAAUGAUUUCUCAUGCUGUUUGUUGAGGGCGCUGUUUCAUUACUUGAGUGGAAACUCAGAUUUGUUAAUAAUAGAUCCUGGGUUAAAUUUUAUACAAAAAAAAUUGUUUUUGCG